GUGGCCAUAUUUGUUGAUGUGUCAUAUCAAAGUGACUUGUUGGGCUAUCAGCUGGUAAGGCAGAGAGCUCAAAGUUCAAUAUUAUUCCGACCAGAACUGCACAUUGAGCCACAUCAUGGGGUUUUCGCAUUCGAUUUGAACAAGAGAGGGACAGCAGGAAAAGCCUGGUCCUGCUUCAGAUUCAAACAUGAUGGAGGGAUCAGAGGCUGAAUCUGUGUCACAGGGGUUGCAACCAGCAGACCUGCUUCACAACAGCACAUCUAAACUAGAAGAUGAGCCGCAAAUCUCUCACAACAGUGCAGAUGGGGCAGAAAAGCUCAGUCAGGCAAAAGAUGAAGCUCAGCUUGACAGCGAAUUAAUCAGGACUAAGACAGAUGUUGACACAGACUCAGAGACGAAGGCGGAGGCUCAAAUAUGCAGUCAGGAACGUGUAGAUGUGAGCGAGCUGGGUGCUAAUACCAUCUGUGAAAGCAGUUCUAUUGAAGGUGGGAUGCCUAUACUUUUAAAUGAGGCUGGUGGAGCUUUGGCAGCCCAACUCACCACUUUGAAUAAUGUGGAAGAAAGCUCUCCAUCUGUUCUUGAAGGGACCAUAGAAACCUUUUUGACUUUAGAUAAAGUGCAGGAUUCGGAUGCCAUCUCUUCAAACAGCAUGGAGCAGCCAUCAGUCUCGGCCACAAAUUGUUCCACAGAGCCCUCACCUGCUGAUGAAAGCGUUUCACCCUGGAGUCCUUCUUCUUCCGUCCAAAGCACUUCCAAAAAUUCCCCAACGGACUCCACAACCACCUCUGGGAUCUCUAAUGGCCCGUCUACCCCCAGUUCAGAUACUGUCAGCUUCUCUCCCGCUUCCAGCCCGCAAACCAACACCACAGCCCCCUCGCAUGCCUUUUCAAGUCCGUAUGACACUGAUUGCAGCCGAAAGCUUAUAUCCCAAAUCCAGCGCUCACUGUCACAGGAGUCACUGCUGGAUGAGCUGGAGUCUGAGCUGUUCUCUUGUCAGCAGCCUGAGGGGGAGAAUGGAGGGGAGAGGAAAGGGAGCCCGCCUGUCAAUGGACUCUCUCCAGACCAGGAGGUCUUUGAGAAGUGUGUUCAAUACAAGUAUGCACAGCAAGAGAAAGCUAUUCAAAGGUUGCUUGAAGAGAACAAGAGGCAUCAGGAGCUGAUCCUGGGGAUCUGCUCAGAGAAGGACAACAUGAGGGACGAGCUAAAAAAGAAGGCUGAGACAGAAAGGCUGCUCACGUCCACUAUUAAAAAGUUGGAGGGGAGGGUUGAGGAGCUGCUAAGAGAGCUGAAAGAGUCGCGGGACAGACUGACCCACCAGGAUCACGUAGCUAAGGCCGCCCUCCAGCAGAUGCAGAAGGAGACGUCCUACCGGGUAGAACAGGUGAACAAGAAGUCCGAAGAGGCGCGCCAAGAGAAGGAGGCCAUGGUUAUGAAGUACGUACGGGGGGAGAAGGAGGCCCUCGACCUGAGGCGAGAUAAGGAGAGUUUAGAGAAAAGACUCAGGGAAGCCACCAAGGAGGUAGACCGCCAGGCGUUGCGAGGAAACCAGCUGGCUCAGGAUAAAGGUCGACUGCAGCAGUUGCACGAAGUGAAGGAAGGCGAGGUUAGCAGGCUGACCCGUGAAGUGGAAAAGUUGAAGGAAGAGGUGAACUCGCAUCUGAUCAAGGUCAAAUGGGCCCAGAACAAACUGAAGAGCGAGGCAGAUGCACACAAGGAAACUAAAGACAAACUGAGAGAGACCACGUCCAAGCUUACCCAGGCCAAAGAGGAGACAGAACAGAUCCGCAAGAACUGCCAGGACAUGAUCCGAACAUACCAGGAGUCAGAGGAACUCAAGUCCAACGAGCUGGAUGCUAAACUGAGGGAGACCAAAGGAGAGCUGGAGAAACACAAGCAGGAACAAACAGACCAAUUAGAGCUGCAUCGAGUGAAGGCAAAGGAGCUGGAUGACCUGAAAAGAAGCUACAAGGAGGGCAUGGACGAGCUCAUCACUCUGCGCACAAAGUUAAAGUGUCUGGAAGACGAGCGUCCACGCUGGGAGGACGAGCUGAGCAAGUACAGAGAGAUCAUCAACCGGCAGAAAGCUGAGAUCGGCCGGCAGAGAGACAAGCUGGGGGAGAUCACGGCGCUCGAGGAGCAGCAUGAAAGGGAUCAACAAGAGGUCACGUCUCUCCGCGAGGAAGUGGACGGCCUGACCAACCAGAUGGCCGACCUCCAGCGUGACGUGCAGGGCAGCAGGGAGCGUGAGGCCGAGUUACUGGGCUUCACUGAGAAGCUGAGCAGCAAGAACGCCCAGCUGCAGUCAGAGAGCAACGGCCUCCAGACCCAGCUGGACCACCUGAGUGGCACCUACUCAGAGGUGCAAGCGAGGCUGGAGGAGACAAACCGGCUACUAGACGACAAGACGCGGCACCUGAAACAGGAGGAGGUGCUGAGGCAGCAGGAGGUGCAGGGCCUGCAGGAGGAGCGGACAGCGCUGCAGGCGGAGGUGACCCAGCUGAAAACCAGAGUUGAAGAGCUGAGGGACGAGCUGGUGACUCAGAAAAGGAAACAAGCGGCAAACAUUAAGGACCUGACUAAACAGCUAACACAAGCUCGAAGGAAACUGGAGCAGACUGAGAAUGGAGUCUGUGACCGGGAUGCCAGCAGUAUGGGCAGCCGCUCAAGUUCCUCAGGUACUGCUCCGGGAUUUGGCUCCUUGAACGCUCGCCACGGUGGGAGCAGCGGUGUCGAUGAGCGGUCACCAGAGAGCCAGUCAGGUCCUUCAGUCGUGGUUGUGGACAGCUUCCCAGAGGUCGACAAAACCGUACUCGUGGAUCGUAUUGUCCGGUUGCAGAAGGCGCUCGCUCGCAAGCAGGAAAAAAUCGAGUUCAUGGAGGAUCACAUCAAGCAGCUGGUGGAGGAGAUCCGGAAAAAGACAAAAAUAAUCCAAAGCUAUGUGCUGAGAGAGGAGUCAGGGGCCCUCUCGUCGGAGGCGUCAGACAUUAACAAAGCAAACCUGAGUAGGCGAGGGGGCAUCAUGGCGUCGCUGUACACCUCCCACCCGGCGGACAGCGGGCUGACCUUGGACCUGUCACUGGAGAUAAACAGGAAGCUGCAGGCAGUGUUGGAGGACACACUGCUGAAGAACAUCACUCUGAAGGAGAAUCUGCAGACUCUGGGGGCCGAGAUCGAGAGGCUCAUAAAACAGCAGAGGGGUGCUGAGGAUGACGCGAGGAGGAAGUGAGGAGACCCCCCCUCACAGGAAAGAGGAAAUAAAGGAAGUACUCGCCAUGAGAAGCUUAUUCCCCAACAUUUGAGGGAGCAAAUUGAAUGUUGUGAGUGCCAGUAGCUCCUCAGGCUUCGUGUUUGGAGUA
Molecule: messenger RNA, 3356 nt
Organism: Labrus mixtus (cuckoo wrasse)
Lineage: Eukaryota; Metazoa; Chordata; Actinopteri; Labriformes; Labridae
Gene: ccdc186
Product: coiled-coil domain-containing protein 186
Exons: 16
Coding region: 188-3226 (1012 amino acids)
Biological process (GO): vesicle cytoskeletal trafficking
Cellular component (GO): trans-Golgi network
Molecular function (GO): small GTPase binding
Source: RefSeq, a predicted model, not a curated record